Spodoptera littoralis (African cotton leafworm) is the source of this 198-nucleotide messenger RNA. The record is from the annotation of a GenBank genome assembly. Lineage: Eukaryota; Metazoa; Arthropoda; Insecta; Lepidoptera; Noctuidae.
UGUUUUAUUGUUGUAAUUUAUUAUUGCCGAAUUUUUUUAUGGACCAAAAUGUUUUUGUGGCAAACAAUAUUAACCAGAUAGACAAUUGAAUAUAUUUAAAAUGAUAUAACAUAACAUCACGCCUUUUUAUACCCGAAGGGGUAGGCAGAGGUGCACAUUACGGCACUUAAUGUCACUGUACAACGUAACACCCACUUU